This is a messenger RNA of Phoenix dactylifera (date palm), 974 nucleotides long. RefSeq lists its product as uncharacterized. Lineage: Eukaryota; Viridiplantae; Streptophyta; Magnoliopsida; Arecales; Arecaceae. Gene Ontology annotation, cellular component: plasma membrane. The record is from RefSeq and is a predicted model, not a curated record.
AUGGAUCGGCGCACCGCCUUUGCCGUCGCGCUGAUCGGCCUCUCCCUCGCCUCCGCCACCGCCCAGGCCCCCGUCGGCGCACCUACCACCGCCCCCGCCACGUCCGCCCCCACCACCACCCCCGCCGCCUCCCCUCCCAGCACCACGCCGACCACCCCCUCCCCAACCGCUGCUCCCACCACCCCCGCCCCUGCUGCUGCACCCACUACCCAGCGCACCAGCCCUGUCCCCUCCACGGCGCCCACCUCUGCCCCUCCGGCCACCCCGGUGACCGCCGCUCCAGUUAAGGCCCCGGCCACCGCGCCCCCCACCAAGGCCCCGCCGACUCCGUCCCCGGUAUCUCCCCCUCCGGCGCCGGUUCCAGUGAGCUCCCCCCCAACGACGCCUCCACCCACAUUGUCUCCUCCAGCGACGGUCCCGGUCGCGGCCACUCCGACGCCGGCUGCUGCCCCGCCGAAGCCCGCCGAGGUGCUGGCGCCAGCUCCGAGCAAGAGCAGGAAGAAGAAGGGCCCCGCCUCCGCCCCCUCUCCGGCCGCUCAGCGCCAGGCAGGGACGCCCGCGGCCGCUCCCGAAGCCGCCACCCCCGGACCUAGCGGCCAAGCCUCCGACGAUGCGAGUGGGGCAGAGAGAGUGAGGGAGAUGAUAGGAGGACUGACCUCGGGGCUGCUCCUUGCCACUGCUGUAUUGGUGAUCUAAACUUCUAUAUUAAUAAUGGAAUAGAAAUUCUCGAGAUAGCCGCUCUUCUCAUAUUUUGUAUCUCCUCUUAUUUUUGGUCUGGUCCCCCUAGUAGGUAUCUAUUUGUCUUGUUUCUCUUAUUGAUGGGCCCUGGUUGUAGGUGCAUACACUCACUUGUAUUCUUUUUUUGAGAUGAUUUAUUUUUAUUUUCAUGGUUUGGGUAUCUACUUUUCAAACUGCUUCAUAUGUGAUGCGAUUAGAAAUAUUGAUAAAGAAAGUUUGGCAGGGAGGUUGUAUGA